Molecule: messenger RNA, 944 nt
Organism: Gilbertella persicaria
Lineage: Eukaryota; Fungi; Mucoromycota; Mucoromycetes; Mucorales; Choanephoraceae
Product: velvet factor-domain-containing protein
Exons: 4
Coding region: 73-858 (261 amino acids)
Source: RefSeq, a predicted model, not a curated record
UUCUUUUUUUCUCCCUUUCUUUUUUUCUCUUUUCUAUAUAAAUGUAAUGCAUACGUAUGAUUUUUGUUACUCAUGGACAAUAGUGAUAUGCCAAAAACAAACAAAGACUUUCAAGAAAACGACGAGGACUUUUUUCAAACGUUUAUCAACUAUAAUGGAGAUGAAGAUAUAGAUGUAGGAUCAAUCAAACAAGACAACAACGCUACCGCAAUUCAAUUCACGUUUCUCAAGCCUAAUAUUGACGUCUCAAAUUCAAAAAAGAAUAACCAACAUUUAUAUGGCAAUCCUUCCUUUAUGAUUGAUGAACCAACAUGUGAAUUAGAUGACUUUAGUUUUGAGUUUGAAAUAGUAGAACAACCUCAACAAUGUCGAAUAUCCAACUAUGGAGCCAAGGACAGAAGACCCAUUGAUCCUGCGCCUAUUCUUCGUCUAAGAAUAUUAAACGAGAAAACAGUCGAUUUUCCACCAUUUUUUGUGGUUCAGGUAUCGUUAUGGUCUGCAGAUAUGAAACGACAGUUGGAUUUGGUCAAAAAUAAACACCAGGCAUUACGUACACUAAUGGGUUCAGUAGUUGCUUCUCCUUCUUUAUUGAAGGAUUUGGAUGGUCAAGAAGCAUAUUAUUUUGCUUUUCCUGAUCUCAGUGUACGUAUGACAGGGGAAUAUCGUCUUCAAUUUACUUUGAUGCAUCUAACAAGGAGUAAAAUAAUAAAAUCUCUCUUUUCUGAACCAUUUACAGUUUAUUCUGCAAAAGCAUACCCUGGCAUGAAAGAGUCAAGCGAAUUAGCAAAACAUUUAUUUAGACAAGGAUUGAAAUUGACCAUUCGAACACAAAAUAGUGCCCGAGACACAGUAAAAUGACACAAAAUUUGAGAGUCACUUCUGAAGCUACAUUUUGUCAAGUUAGACAUGUACAUAAUAAAACUGUUUGUUUUUAUCCUCAUUGG